ACCAAAAACUCAAUUCCUUUUACCACCAAUAAUGCACAUGAUCCCAUAAAAAUGAUGGAACAUCAAAAAUCCUUAGAAGCCAUAGUCAUGGAAGUUCUUUCUACCCUAACCCCUCUUCAACUCACAAAAUUCACCCACCACUUCUCCUCCCUCUACCACCACAACUGCCACCGUAUUUUCUCUCUCCUCUCUUCUCCCACCCUCUUCUCCCUCACUCUCCACCACCUCAACUCCCUCUCCCUCCACCGUAAAUCCCUCCUCAUCGCCCGCCACCUCUUGUCUAAACUCGCGAUUUUAGCCUACUUCGUGGAGAAAAACACGAUUCUACUACCAUCACCAUCAAUCACUACCAUGAGUCUUCGGGAUGUGGAUGCGGUUUUGAUGCUCUUACUAUUAUGUGAAUUGCGCCAACAUGAACCUGGGGCGUUGCACAACGCCCCACUAUCGUGUUGGCGCAAUAUUCUUCGUGACUAUAUGGCUAAGGACAUGUUGAAACUAUCCGGUAUUGAAAGUUGUAGUAGUGAAGUGAUAAUCAAGUUCAUUGAGCUAGUGGCUAAGUGCAAGAAUUUUGUUAAUGUCAUGGCUUGCGAUGGUGGUGACCAGGGGCGGAGCUAUGGAAUUUCUGACUCCGUCACUGAUACUGAUGAACGUAAAGACAAGAAGAAGUUAGCGGCAUCCGUGGCGGUGGUGGUGUCGUUGUCGUCAUCUAACGGUGGUGGAGAUGAUCAAUGUGUGAUAUGUAAAGAAGACAUGAAAUUAGGGAGAGAUGUUUGUAAAUUACCAUGUGAUCAUUUUUACCAUUGGAAAUGUAUAUUGCCUUGGUUGAAGAAGACAAACACUUGUCCAUGUUGUCGGUUUCAGUUACCGUCCGAUGAUGUUUUUGCUGAGAUCCAACGGUUGUGGGAUGUUCUGGCUAAGAUUAGUGGUGGUGCCACGUAGUUAAUUAAUUGCAGCCAGAAAAUUAAAUUAGUGGAUUAAAUUGUAGUAGCUAUCUUUUUCAGCUUAUCAAUAAUCCAAAAAAAUAUCUGUACAAAAUUUAUUGUUACAAGUGGAGU
Messenger RNA from Solanum verrucosum, 1055 nucleotides. RefSeq names its product E3 ubiquitin-protein ligase SGR9, amyloplastic-like. Gene Ontology annotation, biological process: ubiquitin-dependent protein catabolic process. NCBI's taxonomy places the organism in Eukaryota, Viridiplantae, Streptophyta, Magnoliopsida, Solanales, Solanaceae. The transcript is spliced from 2 exons. The record is from RefSeq and is a predicted model, not a curated record. The coding region runs from base 52 to 939 and encodes 295 amino acids. Gene Ontology annotation, molecular function: ubiquitin protein ligase activity.